GGCAAACUUCUCAGAGCUGCAGGGCUGUGGUUAGCAAUUCCCCCAGUUACUUAGGUGAUCCUUGUGUAGAAGGUGUGGUUGGGUCUGUUUGUCUGCAGUCAGCUGGAGGCUUUCUCCCUCAGCACAGAGGCAACUUUUUUCAUAAAUAGAAAGAAGAAUGCUAUAUGAAAAUAAAGGAAAUUAAUGUAGUAACUUAUCUCAUAGCAGUUUGUCAUGAAACUCAUUCUUAAAGAAUGUUUCACUCAAAAAGAAAAUUAGAAAACCCACCUGGCAUUCGUUGUCAUCAAGUACAGGGAUCAACAUGUCGUUCAGUCAAAUGAGACCUCAGACAUCACAGUUGGUGGAGCUCCAUGUUUUUUAUGUCCCAGAAGAAGUGUGGAACUUCAAGCUGAAUACAGUUCCUGUAGCUCUUACUAGCAAGUUUAUCUCAGCUGGAUUUAUAAGGGUGUCUCCUCACGUCACAUUAAGAGCACUACGGGAGAAGCUUGGAGAAUAUCUGGGUGGAGUUGCAGUUGCAGAUAAAUUCAAAUUUUUAAAAUGCAUUGGGAAAAAACUAGCAGUGGUGAAAGCAAAGCAAGAAACAGAACUGACACUGGAGUUAUUUGCUCCUCCAUAUGCUGUUUAUCCUGAAUUGUAUUUGUUACCUGGAAUGGAAUACUUUGAAGAUGUUUAUCCGUUAUCAUCAUCUGUUACUCAAGAAAAACAUCACUUUAAUGCAGAAGCUAAUAGGUUUGCUCAUGGAUCAAGAUUAUCCACUCUUCCCCUGCAAAAACAUGAAAAGAGCAAGUUUUUAGAAAGCAUACAGAGUACUCAUCAGCUAGAAAAUCAGGUAGAACACAGUCCUGUGGGAUGGGAUGCGAAAGAACCCGUUCCAGUUUUGCCCACAGAACACAAGCAAGACCAUAACAACAGGAUCCAAGAAAAAACUGUACAGCUUAGAGAAAAAGAUCAAAAUGUAUUCACUGGAUCUUUCUUCACACCAAGUCAUUCAAAUCCUGCAGAUUGGGAGUCUGGGAAGAGUGAUAUGGUAUUACAGACCCCGCAGCAAAAUCAUCUCAGCCAGGAUCAAAAAAAGCAUAACACUGCCAAGGGGAAUGACAAAGCCAAAGGAACUGCUCUUACUCUUCACGUAAACCACAGUGAUGACGAAGGCCAGAAUAAUCAAGCACUCCAAAAUCACAUUAAAUAUCAAAAAGAACUAGCAAACAUGGACAAUAACGACCACCAAAAAGAUACCAAACGAAGAAGAGACAGAACACAGGAUGCUGGAAUUCUUAAAAUAAUGGAAGAGCAAACCACAGGAUAUGUACACAAAAAACAAAGCUUGCAGCAACACGGAACUAGCAAGUCUAUAGCUGAUCCUGGUGAAAAACUGGAUGAUCAGGCAGAUAAAAACAAGCAAAACCGUACUUGUCCAAAAGAAUAUAUUUCGCCUCCUAGUCCACCUUUUCUGGCACUUUCUGUAAAUCCAGCUCAAGUUCCUGCAACCCAGGUAGCAAAAAACAAGAUGGAAGAACAAUUGCAACAGAUGAAGACAGAGAGAAGGCACAUGGAAAAAAAUAGAGAAGAACUGAUCAAAAAAGCUAAGGGGCUGCUGGAACAAAAUAAGCUGAGGAGAUAUCACGUUCGCGAGGAAUGGAAAAAGAAGUACUUUGAAACUAAGAAAGUUACGGUUUCACUGGAGGACACUUUAGACAAGCUGCGACAAGAUUUAGAGCUUUACCACCAGAAAUUACUCUCGCAAUUGGAAGCCAGAGACAGUCGAAAACGACCAAACGAUAUGACAAACUCCAAGAAUUACACAAUCAUCCGGAUUACUACAGCGCGGCAUGAACUCGAUCAACUGAGGAGGAAGCUGGAUGAUACAAAAAUGAAACUCAUAAUAGAGAUUAAGAUGAGAAAGCAGGCAGCAUCUGAUUUAAGAGCACUGAGAGCAGAACUGACACAGAAGAAGAUUCGUUCAGCUUUAAUUCUCCAGUCCAGAAAAUCAGGAAUUUAACAUGACGUGAUGACAUGACUUUAAUAUCUGUGAAGUCUACAGAAGCUCUGUAAUGUGUAUAGAAACUCUUAGUUUCAGAGCAUUCAUUUGUAUGUUCUUGAAGUUGUCUUGUAAGAAGACAUCAACUAUAUCCAUGUUGUGGAAUUUGGAUACUAGGCUACUGAGAUACUGCAGCUCACUUUUUAAAUCUCGCUGUAAGAUUAGUCAGCUACUUAAACAUACAGUUUAACCUAGUAACGUGUCUAAAACAAAGCUAAGUUAUUUUAAAAGUGUAAAUUAGUGAAUUGUGUAACAUCACAUUGUUAUACCGAUGUUCUUUCAUUAACAAAAUACCUACUAAGCAAAUAAACCAAUAAUCUAUAA
Messenger RNA from Calidris pugnax (ruff), 2362 nucleotides. RefSeq names its product spermatogenesis associated 1 (gene SPATA1). The transcript is spliced from 13 exons. NCBI's taxonomy places the organism in Eukaryota, Metazoa, Chordata, Aves, Charadriiformes, Scolopacidae. The record is from RefSeq and is a predicted model, not a curated record. The coding region runs from base 302 to 1999 and encodes 565 amino acids.